GGAAGGCACGAGGAAAAAGGAGAGAGAGAGAGCGAGAGUGAGAGAGAGCGAGAGAGGGAAUGAGAUGAGGGAGGGAGAAGAGAGAGCGCGUGUGUGUGUGCCUCUGUGUGUGCGCGUGGAUUGCACCACCGCAUCCCGUUCACCGUUUCUGCAGGCGGCCAUGCUCUGAUGGAGAGAAUAAACCUGACAACCUUCUCCUUUUCCUCAGAUUCAACCACCGCUCCGUCUUUCCAGAUGUGACUGACAAGUCGUUUUAUGUCGCCCGCAUUGAGUCCUGUGCCGUUCACCUCGGAGAGACUGUGACACCAUGGCUUUGGUUAUGGAACCUAUAAGUAAAUGGACACCAAAGCAAGUGCUGGACUGGAUGAAAGGUCUUGACGACUGUCUCCAGCAGUACGUGAAGAGUUUCGAGCGGGAGCAGAUGGGGGGAGAGCAGCUGCUGCACAUCACCCAUCAGGAGCUGGAAGAGCUCGGCGUCACCAGAAUAGGACAUCAGGAGCUCAUCUUGGAAGCUGUCGACCUCCUCUGUGCCCUGAACUAUGGCCUAGAGACAGAAAACCUCCGGACUCUGUCCCACAAGCUGAACGCUUCAGCGAAGAACCUCCAGAACUUCAUCCUGGGCCGGCGGAGGGGCGGACACUAUGAUGGACGAGCGUCCCGGAGGCUACCCAAUGACUUCCUCACUUCAGUGGUGGAUUUAAUUGGUGCAGCCAAGAACCUGCUGGCCUGGCUCGACAGGUCUCCAUUUGCCAGUGUGACGGAAUAUUCAUUACUGAAGAACAACAUCGUGCAGCUGUGCUUAGAAUUAACCACCAUUGUGCAACAGGAUUGCACCGUGUACGAGACAGAAAAUAAGAUUCUUCAUGUGUGCAAGACCUUAGCGGGGAUAUGUGACCACAUCAUUUCUCUGUCGUCUGACUCUCUGGUCUCUCAGUCUGCCCACCUGGAGGUGGUCCAUCUUACCAGCAUCAUGCCCAGCGAAGGGCUGGGGAUGUACAUCAAAUCAACGUACGACGGACUCCAUGUUAUCACCGGCACCACAGAGAACUCUCCGGCAGACCAGUGUAAGAAGAUCCACGCGGGGGAUGAGGUGAUCCAAGUCAACCACCAGACCGUGGUGGGCUGGCAGCUGAAGAACCUGGUGAAUGCCCUGAGAGAGGACCCAUGCGGAGUCAUCCUCACGCUGAAGAAAAGGCCCCAGAACACCCUGAGCUCCACACCUGCUCUGCUCAGGAACGUGCGCUGGAAGCCACUGGGCCUUCAGCCGGUCCCCACCAGCCCCACCAGCACCUCCCCGACACCAGUUGGAACUUUGGGAAUGUCCAAAAUGGACGCCCCCAGCAUGCAGGACGUCUACAUCCUCUCUCCUGUCUCUGGACUCUAUAGCACCAGGGAAGAGAUGGGUCUCAUGUCAUGUGACGACAUCAGCCGCUACAGCGUGAGCUCCCAGUCUGGCUCCAAAGGCUCAGAGGCAGUCAGCUACUACCUGGACCAGGACAGCGGUCAGUACUUCUCUCUGCUGGAAGGAGACGUGCCCCCAGUGCCUGACUAUGACCGGGGCCGCAACACGGGGGUACGCCGACGGGACAAGACCCCUACGCACGGUGACCUCAGACCAGUUUCCAUGCCUCCCGAAUAUAACUGGAUGGCCGAGGCCAAGGAACCGAGCAUGGGCAAGAGAGGGAGCCGAGAUUCAGACAACUCCCUGCUGCGCUACCUUAGUGACGACAAGAUCCUGGUGAUCGAGGAGGAGCCAGAGGGUCCGGGCAGGGAAAGCAGACGGGAUUCCACCAGGCGCUCCCGGCGCAAGAGCCGUAAUCCCAGCAGCCCCAGCUUUCCCAUCAGCCCCUCAAUGCUGUCCUCCACCCUGCGGCUAGACCAGCCACCAGAUGCUUUGCCUCGGGGUGCGGACACACUGCGAGCAGACACAACAGACCGAUACUCGGGCUCAGGAAGCUCAGGAGCGGCCUCCAUGAGGAAGUCUUUUCAUUACACCUCUCUCAGAACGAAAACCAAAAAGAGAAGUAAAGGUUCGCUCACCAGUGCCAGUAGAAGGAGAAUCUCCUGUAAGGACCUCGGCCAUGGCGACUGCGAGGGCUGGCUGUGGAAGAAGAAGGAUGCGAAAGGCUACUUCACUCAAAAAUGGAGGAAGUACUGGUUUAUCCUCAAGGAGUCUUGCCUUUACUGGUACACCAACCAAAAUGAUGAGAAGGCUGAGGGCUUCAUCAGCCUCCCCGAGUUCAGAAUAGACCGAGCCAUAGAGUGCAGACGGAAAUUCGCCUUCAAAGCCUGUCAUCCCAAAAUCAAGAGCUUCUUCUUCGCCACAGACUGUCUUGAGGAAAUGAACAGGUGGAUGAACCGACUGGGGCUGGCUGCUAUCGGCUACACACCAGAUGAUAAGGUGCCACGCCCCGAUGAAGACUACUGGAGCGAGAGCGAUCAAGACGAGGUCGACGGCUCAAUGACACUCAAACAGGAGGGGCCCUCAUCCCUCUGUGAUACUUACCAUCGCACACCAUCAGCUAACCUCCUCCACAGUUACGACCAGUUGCCCCGCUCAGUGAGCUCCAUGAGCCUCAUGCGCUCCACUCCAUCCCCACUCCCUCCACCGAUGAGUGCCUCCACCUCCCCCAUUCCUCCACAGAUGGUGUCUUCCACCUCCCCUCUCCCUCUCCAGGUCAAUUCCUCGAGCCCGUUCCCGGAGCCCAAGCACGGUCGCCAUUUCUCCAGCGAGUCCACGCACUCCCACUCCUCUGCCGAGGACCAGCGUGGAGACGGGAUGGGAAUGGGCACGGGCACAGGCAGCACCAGCACCCACUCGUCCGGCUGCCGCUCGUCCCACCGCGAGCGGCGCUCCUGGCAGGACCUCAUCGAGACCCCUCUGACCAGCGCAGGGCUUCACUUCCUCCAGACGGCGCCGGGGGAGAGCGAGUACGGCUUGAUGGGGAGCAUGGCCGGAGAGAUGGGCUACUACGGAGGGCUGGGCAGGCAAGGCAUGUCCCCGGAGAGACGCAGGCAGGCCACGCUGCCCGUACGGAGACACCACGCCGCCGAGAGGGACAGGGAACGGGACGGGCCCUUCCCUCUGGAGCGGGGGCCGCACACACACAGCCACACGCACCGACGGUCUCACAAGCAGCGGAGCCAGAGUCUGCCCAGGAACAGGGACCCAAUGCCGGGAAAACUGUUACACACCUCGAUCCAUAUGGAGGAGAGGAGCGAAGACGAGGAGGCAGAGGGACAGGCUGCAGAUAUGCUUGAGGAGGAGGAGGACCUACGGGAGCUGAGAGUGGACAGCAGAGAGAGGAGGGUGUCUGAGGGAAGGGAGCGGCGAGUGUCGGAGGGCCGUGAGCCAGAGCAGUUGGACGGGCUAGAGCAGCUUUAUCGGGCCCUGGAGCAAGCCAACGUGACGGCCCUAGGGGACCCACGGCCUUGCAGCAAGCAGGAGCUUCGGCGCUGUUUCACCCAGAGGGCCAGGGACCCCCUCCUCAACGACAGGCUGCACCGGGUCCGAGCGCUCCGCAGCACCUUGAAGGCCAAAGAGUCAGAGCUGGAGGUGAUCUGUGCCCUCUUGGAGGACCCUGGCCUGUGCUCCCAGACCUUCAGAGAGUGGAAGCAGUGGCACAGCGAGCUCUACUCAGAAAUCUGCCAGCUCAGCCCCGGCACCAACGGCCAGGACGACCUCUCCCCGCUGGCCGCUCCCCUCAUGACCCACACACACUCCUUCAUCGAGACACAUGUGUGAGAAAAAGAAAUGAAGACUGAACUGACACACACUCACGUACACAAACACAGAGCUUUACAUUAGAAAACCCUUCUCUCUCCUGAUCACCACCCUGAGCACACACACACACACACGCGCACACACACACACACACACACACACACACACACACACACACACACACACACACACACACACAGGGACACACAUUGUAAGAUGUGUAAAUAUCAUAGAGGGAACAGUCUGAGACCUGCGUGUAUGAACUUUUGAUAAUCCUGAGGACCCCACAGGGUGCCUAUUGCAUGCCUGAACAGAAAGCAUUAAUCUUCCUUUGUCUAUGGAACUCAGCAUAAACUCCACACGCUUGUCAAGAAAAAUGGGGAGAAAAAAAAAUAACUUUUUAACACGUUCGUUCCUUUGUACUCCCUUGGUUUUGCUUUUUUUUUUGUUUUGUUUGUUUGUUUUGUUGUUGAUUUCAGGGGGCAGGGGGAGCUAUGUAGCAGCAAUACAGAGGAGAAUCCUUUUCACCACAGCACUGUACUUUUGUACCGAAGAACUUUGCACCCAGAGCCACCAGUUCUCCCCCUUUCUCUUUCUCUCUGUCUUUUUUUUUUUUUUUUUUUUUCCUCUCUCAUUGCAAAUCCUGAUUUACAGGGACCUCACUGUUAUUCCGGGCUGAUCUCACGGGACUGUGUGGGGAUAGUAAGGGCAGUGACUCCGGGGUAAGACUGUGAGAGGUAGCCGAUAAAGCUGGUUUAUCCUUAUUUUUAUUUAUUUUAUUUUUUUUGCCGUUUCCCAAGGAACACAUGAAAACAAGCGUCACGAGCACCGCGAACCCGUCGUGCUGGGCCGAUGCACACUAUUUCAAACUGUGAAGUUUUACCUGCGUAAGGAGGCUCCUCUGAUCGAGUGCAAUUCUACGACUCUUCUUUUCCUCUCUCUGUCAGUGUUUCUCUUCAUCUCCUCCCUCUCUAUUUUUAAUAUAGAUUUUUCUUUUUUUUUUAAUCUUUGGUUCUUCUCUCUCCAGUCCUCAAAGACUUGUGUAUAUGUGUAUACUGCUGUGUAUACUGAUGUAAAUGUUUGCGUUCCACUACCACUGUGAUAUGCUUCUAGAGGUAGCGGAGGGGAAGACAGAGAGUAUGUAUUUGUGUGGGUGCAACGAUUUCUUUUCUUAGUUUUCUUUUUCCUUUUUUCCUUUCCUCCUUAAACAGCGAAUGCCAGAGCUAGAGAGUUCUUUUCAAAGGAGUCACUCACUACAAAGAAUGCACUUUCUAUAUCUCUAUAUCUCAUUGGCUGCAUCACAGGGUCUAUGUCUCAUCGGCCUCUUUACCAUUGCUGUUCAAAUAUCAGGUAAAAGCAUUUGCCGUCUCAUUUUCUAAAGAUUUGUGUACAGUCUACAAAUAUAUUUAAACAUAGAAGAAUAUAUAAAUCUAUUUACGUUUUGUGUCAUAGUUAUAAUGUAAAGUAUGAUGUAUUCUAUGCCAAGGUUUUGCAGUGUCCCCCUCUUCACUCUGUAGGUGCAGGGUGUUUAGCAGUUCGAACAACUAGGAGGCGAACGACAACCGCCGCCGCCGCUUGACAGUUGACUGACAAAUUUUUUGACUGGGUGAAAUCUGGGCUGAGCCUUCUCCUGGUGAUGUGUUGCAUGAGAACGGGCCUGGGACUGAUUUGAAUGGACAGGGUAAAAUACUGUGGAUCAUUUGUGUUCUUUUUUUCCUUUUCCUCCUCCUCUCAUGAUUGCAAGAUGAAUUAGACUUGUAGCGCAUGAUACAUGCAAACGCACUGUUGAAGAAUGACUUUAUUUAUGUGCUCACGGUCUUCUCUUUUUCUUUAGCUAGCAUUUGAAGACACACACUGUACAACAACCGCUGAGGGAGUUUUUUUCUUUUUUCUUUUUUUUUCCACUACUCAGUUGUAAUGCAGAUUGUCUUUACAGCAUCCAAACAGGAUGUUUUGAUUUUGAUGUUUUUGGUUUACAUAGAAAAUGUUACCUGAGAGACAUCUGUAGUUCUCAAAGGAAAGAUAUUUUGACAUUCCCUCAAAGCAUAUGUUUGACUUUUAUUGGGCGGUCAUAGACCUCUAUGUUAAAUGGUCUGUAAUGUCUGUGAGAUUCGCUUCAUCUGCAAGAUCGGGCCAAGGACUCAACGGUGCCCCCCGGUGACCAAGACUCUGAGAGACAAGCGUAGCACCUGCUGCAUUCAGUUUCACCUAUCCUUCCUAUUUGACUGUAGUUCUUGUGUAGUUUCAGGUUUUUCAUCACGUCACACUGUAGAGAAAUGAUCAAAACACACUCCAGAGAUUAUAGCUCAUGUUUUUUUUUUGAACCGUUAAUUUCAGAGUAUCACAAAAAUGAUGCAAGCACUUUCCCUGUGCCUCCCAAUCCUCUCUUUGGCAACGAAGGACUGACUGGACUGGUGUUCCUACAGAAACACACACACACACACACACACACACAGCUGUAGAUGAGUUACGGUACAGUUUUAGUCAGCAGACCUCUCUCCGUUUCUCAUCUGUAGUUUUGGUCUUCUUUCUCCAACUGCUGCUCCGCUGAGCAGGCGACAUACUGUAGAUUAUGGAGUCCUGAGAGUUUUAAUUUGUAGGCACUUGACUGUGUUAUCCCUCCCAGAUCCUUGUGUGUGUAGACCUGCAGAAACAGGCCGAAAAGGGAGAUUCCACUGUGUGUUCUUUCAGGGGUGUACACCUCAUGGUACAUUGCACAGGUGUGUAAGAUGUAAGUUGCACUGCGACAUUAAAAAAAAAAAAGGAACAUAUUGCUCUUUUUCAAGAAUAAUAUUAGCUUACUGUUAUUCUGUACAUUAAACUGACUAAAGAUGAUAUUAAAAAAGACAGAAAAUUACAUUUAUUCUUCCUAAAGUAGCCUUUUUUUGGUUUCAUAUAUAUGAAUAUAUAUUACAAAAAAUACAGAUUGUAAACCUAAGUUGUUAAACUUUGACUUCAAUAAACCGAAUCCUCUGCACUAUGA
Messenger RNA from Mugil cephalus (flathead mullet), 6707 nucleotides. RefSeq names its product connector enhancer of kinase suppressor of ras 2. Gene Ontology annotation, molecular function: protein binding. The transcript is spliced from 24 exons. Lineage: Eukaryota; Metazoa; Chordata; Actinopteri; Mugiliformes; Mugilidae. The coding region runs from base 308 to 3745 and encodes 1145 amino acids. Gene Ontology annotation, biological process: regulation of signal transduction. The record is from RefSeq and is a predicted model, not a curated record. Gene Ontology annotation, cellular component: cytoplasm; membrane.